This is a messenger RNA of Cornus florida, 1764 nucleotides long. Its product is annotated as probable sugar phosphate/phosphate translocator At1g12500. Gene Ontology annotation, cellular component: Golgi apparatus. Lineage: Eukaryota; Viridiplantae; Streptophyta; Magnoliopsida; Cornales; Cornaceae. The transcript has 2 exons. Bases 214 to 1272 code for a protein of 352 amino acids. The record is from RefSeq and is a predicted model, not a curated record. Gene Ontology annotation, molecular function: antiporter activity.
CCCCACCUCCCUCAAAUCUAAACAUCCACCGCACGAUCAGAUCUACACCAUAUUCCCAACCUCUCCGUUUCUUCACACAUACCCCAUCACAUCUUCACAAGUGUGUAGUGUUCACUCCCUCCCAGAUCUAUUCUCUCUCUCUCUCAACCUACACACACACAGCGAUAUAGAGAGAGAAAGUGAAGCAUUUUCACAUUUGUUCCCAUUUUGCCCAUGGUGGAGGCGCAGUCAUGGACCACACGGCGGGGCAGCAACCCGCGGCUGGAGACGACGGAGCAAGUGCUCGACAUUCCCGCCACGCCGCCGGGAGACGUACGGAACGGCGGAGCCGGCGGCCGAUCGAUACUCUCACCGACAGUAGUGACGGCGGCGAGCAUCGCCUCGUGGUACUUCUCUAACAUCGGAGUUCUACUCCUCAACAAGUACCUCCUCAGCAUCUAUGGUUACCGGUACCCUAUCUUCCUCACAAUGCUCCACAUGCUCUCCUCUGCCGCCUACAGCUUCGCCGCCGUCCGAUGGCUCCAGAUCGUUCCAUUCCAGCACAUCCUCUCCCGCCGCCAGUUCUUCAAGAUCGCCGCCCUCAGCGUCAUCUUCUGCUUCUCCGUCGUCUGCGGCAACACCUCCCUCAGGUACCUUCCUGUUUCGUUCAAUCAAGCAAUCGGAGCUACCACUCCCUUCUUCACUGCGAUCUUCGCUUUCUUGAUCACCUGCAAGAAAGAAUCGGCGGAGGUGUACCUCUCACUGUUACCAGUCGUGUUCGGUAUAGUUUUGGCUAGUAAUAGCGAGCCUUUGUUUCACUUUUUUGGAUUCCUGGUCUGUAUUGGCUCAACGGCUGGUCGAGCAUUGAAAUCGGUGGUACAGGGUCUACUCCUGAGCUCUGAAGCAGAGAAAUUGAACUCUAUGAAUCUUCUACUCUAUAUGGCUCCAAUGGCGGCAUUGGUUCUGCUUCCGUUUACUUUGUAUAUAGAAGGAAAUGUGCUUGCAAUUACGAUUGAGAAGGCAAAGGGUGACUCGUUUAUUGUGUUCUUGUUGUUUGCCAAUGCGACUGUGGCGUAUUUGGUGAACUUGACCAAUUUUUUGGUCACCAAGCAUACCAGCGCUCUGACAUUGCAGGUUUUGGGGAAUGCAAAAGCGGCAGUGGCAGCAGUGGUUUCCGUUAUGAUAUUUAGGAAUCCGGUGACUGUGAUGGGGAUAUCCGGGUUUGGGGUGACGGUCAUGGGUGUUGUGCUUUACAGCGAGGCGAAGAAGAGAUCAAAAGCUACAGCUCACUGAAAGCAAUAAUUGAGUUGGCUCAAAGUGGCCGGAGAUAAAUACACGGUGCGCCUUAUUUUCCUUUAAUAUGAUGCUCUAUUUUUUGUUAUCUUACUCUGAUUAAAGGUUCUCAAUGGUGGGGAAAAAAGAGAAUUGGAAUAGAAGGUAAAGUGAAUUGAUGAUUCAAUUGUAUAGGAUGAUGAACUAUGGAAAAAGGGUCAAUUUUUGCUCUUUUUCCAUUUGAUUCUUGUUCGUUGAAGUGGUUUAGAGAAUAAAUUCUCUCUCUCACUUUCACUUUCCCCUGCAAUUGAAACGCAUAGAAAGACUGGUUCUUUAUAUACUAUUCUUCUUGUAAUAUGUGGGGGGUAAAUCACCCCACUUCAUUUUGUCAACAAUAAGCCCUGUUACUUUGCUGUUCAUUAUGCAAUUCCAUUCUUUUUUACUGUACUUUGUGUAUAUGUAUAUUGGCAUUCUUUUAUAUUCAUAUUGAAGAUUUUAGCCGCCUUUAUUAUU